AUGCUUUAUGAAGCUGAUGGCUCUGCAAUUCUUCUCCAUGGAAAGUGGUUUCAGGUAGUGCGUCGAUCGUCUGCAGCCGAAUCUAGUGCUGGUGAAGUCGUCUUGCAUGGAAUUGAUGAAGGACUUCGUAUGGCAGGGGAAGAUGUGGCGUCUCAUAAGUCUUUACGGGGCAAAUUCAAGUGGAAAAAGAUCAUAAAUUUCAGAAAGAAAAAACGCCCUGCCGGUCACCCGGAGCUGAAUUCGAAUUCCAUUCUGGAGCGGGAGCCAGAGCCGGAGCUUGUAACGAACCCGUCUGACGACCCGGUUGAAGACUAUCCGGCGACACAACGUGCGCACCAUGCCCGACAAUCACCGUCGGAAAAUGGGGCCAACACAUCGCCGCCCAUCUCUCCCUCUCCCCCGCCUCCGCCUCGACCGGCGGCUCCAGCUUCCCACCCGCCUCCACUCCGUCCGCCGCCACCCUGCCCGGGUCAGCAGCCUGCUCACGAGCCAUCCAGCCCAUCGAGAACUGGCAGCUUGUCUCAAGAAACGAAAGAGGAUUAUAGUCAAGGUUUUAGUGGCUUCCUAGAGCAUGCAGUUCCCUCAUCACACCCAAAUGCAAGUGUCGAUACUCAGGAACUAGAAAUCCAAGCUGCAAUUUUGGAAUCCUUGAAAACCAGUCAGACUUUACCUUCCCGGCAAAUCCAUUCCCAGCAGUCAACAUCAGCAAAUGAGGCUAUCCCUUUACCGCCCAUGUCUCCGCCUCCGUCCGGACCUCCUCAUUCCCAUUCUCCUCCGCACCACUCGCCUCCACCCAGCCCGGUGCUAAUUCAUGCAACAAGAGAAGAAGAAGAAAGAACGGAAGACGAUUUUCAAGCAACCAGAGGCUCUCUUCUUCACUCAGAGCAUCUUGCAUGUCCUUCAGACGGCCCUGUCCAGGAUGCUUUCGCAGACUACAGGUCGCAUCAGACUUUUACAGACUAUCCGCAAGGGCAUACUAGAAACACUCCAGCCCAUUCAAUCAACAGCUACCAUGAAAACCUAAGUGGGGAUCAAGCUCUCUUACAUCCACUAGCUUAUGUGGCUAGACAAGAUGAUUCCAAAUUUCCAUGGGACACAUUGAUCAUAGGCUUUUCUAUUCUCUUUGCGUGUUGGAUGAAAGGAUUUUUCAGUGGGUCCGGUGCGGAUUAGAUACAGCUCAGGAGUAUCUGCGACUCAGAUCUAUCUCACCGCGUUAUCUUGAUGUCGCAAGCUACACCGUUAUUUCCACAUCCUUUUUGUUCAAAAUUCCAUAGAGCAACGGUGAAACCAAUAUUAGCUGAGUAUUGAU
Puccinia graminis f. sp. tritici CRL 75-36-700-3 is the source of this 1309-nucleotide messenger RNA. RefSeq lists its product as uncharacterized. NCBI's taxonomy places the organism in Eukaryota, Fungi, Basidiomycota, Pucciniomycetes, Pucciniales, Pucciniaceae. The record is from RefSeq and is a predicted model, not a curated record. The coding region runs from base 1 to 1170 and encodes 389 amino acids. The transcript has 2 exons.